This is a messenger RNA of Eruca vesicaria subsp. sativa (arugula), 1334 nucleotides long. The record is from the annotation of a GenBank genome assembly. Lineage: Eukaryota; Viridiplantae; Streptophyta; Magnoliopsida; Brassicales; Brassicaceae.
AAAAAUCUAAAAGGCUUUGGGGAAGGGAGCAAGGACGGCGGAAGAGCCGCCGAUUCUUCGUUUUCCGGUAGACGAAAAUCGAUAGUGUUUGUAAGAAGAGACAGAAGCAAAAGCUGGGGACGGAGGGAAGAGGGAAGAAGAGAAAAGGAGAGAUGGGGAAAGAGAAGAAUAAGUGGACGGUGGAGGAGGAGGACGCGUUGCUGGCAGGUGUCACGAAGCAUGGUCCUGGGAAGUGGAAGAAUAUCCUCCGUGAUCCUGAGUUCGCUCUUGUGCUCUGUGAUCGCUCUAACAUUGAUCUCAAGGAUAAAUGGCGUAAUCUAAGUGUUCCCGCUGAUAUUCAAGGAUCAAAGGAUAAGGUGCGGACACCAAAAAUCAAAGCUGCCGCUUUUCAGCUGGCUGCCGUUGCUGCUGCCGCUACCACUCCAACUCCGAGUUCUGUCUCUUUUCCAGUUGCUCCUCUUCAUCGUAGUGGAUCUUCUGAUUUGAGCGUUGAUGAUAGUUGUGACAUGUUGAUUGAUGCAAAGAAUGCUCCCAGGUAUGAUGGGAUGAUAUUCGAAGCUCUUUCAGCAUUGAAGGAUGCUAAUGGAUCUGAUGUCACUACAAUUUUCAACUUCAUCGAGCAAAAAAUGUAUGAAGUGCCAGAACAGUUUAAAAGGGUCCUUGGUUCAAGGUUGAGGAGACUUGCUGCUCAGGGAAAACUUGAUAAGGUUAGCCAGUUAAAACCAGGAACGCAGAACUUAUAUAGGAUGAAUAGUAAUAGCUUCUUGACAAUGAGAACACCAGUUGCAGCGAGAGCAAAAGAGGUGAAUGUGAAACCUCGGCAGACAGGAAACAGCCAAGGACUCACGGUUUCGCAGGAGAAGAUUGAUCUGGCUUCAGGAACGGCAGCUUUUAAGUUCUACGAAGUAGAUGACAAAUUAGAAGUGCUGAGUAAAGGUGUAGAUGAUAAAGAAAGGAUGAUAGAACUGGCUGAACGAGCUGAGAUUAUUCUAUUGCUAGCUGAAGAGCUGCACGAAAGAUGUUGUCGGGGAGAGAUUGUGGAAUUGAACUGAGGUUGUGGGAACAAAAGAAGCAAGCACAGAGAGAGUCUUUGUUUUGGUAUAUAUAACUAAUAGUUAAUAGGCUAUUAGCUUGCUUUCUCUUGUUUUCCAUUUGGACAAAAACAAUAUUUAACUUUAUUUCAUUUACCAUUUUAAAAAAAAAGGUAGUUGAAAGUAAUUAGCCAAGAACAGAAAUGUAUGGUGUGGUCUGGAAAUGACAGUAUCUUUUUCCUUAGUGUUGCCAUGUUUUUACUUUUUAAUCAAAACUACAAUAUGCUGAGCUUUGCAACCUCG